AUGGAUUGGUGUUAUAUAGGAAGAGAAACAAUGUUUAAAGAAUCAGAUUACAUAAGCAAGCCUAUCUGCACUUUGGAGGAGUUAAUUAACUGGAGCUUCCCAGCCUCAUCAAUCCUUACAUUACCCUUGUGUCAUUUUAGUGGUGUUUGGAAUGAUCGUGGCUUUAUUCAUAAAUCUUCACAGUUGCCGAAAGUGAUAUACUGCCAUGAUAUGGGCGGUGGUUAUCUUUCCUCUGACCGAACAGUUGACUUUACCCGCAUUUUCCCAGCAUUUCGUUUCAUUCAAUGGCAUUUAAUUGAUAUUUUUAUUUACUUCAGUCAUCAGUUGAUAACCGUACCACCUAUCUCUUGGAUUAAUCUUGCCCAUAGACAAGGAGUCAGUGUAUACGGUACCGUCAUUGUAGAAGGAGUUCAGUGUAAUGAGUUUCAAGCUGUUUUUAUCAAUCCUUUGGAGAGUAAUCCUGAUGAUGACAAAAGGAUAAGAAAUUAUGAAGAUUUCGCUGUACGACUCGAUCAAAUAAGACGCAUUAUCGGUUUUGAAGGCUGGUUUAUUAAUUUUGAAGUUCCUCUUCUCAAGGAUAAGACAAGUGCAAUUCGUGAUCGAAUAAUAAAAUUUCUACAGUUGCUUCGCAGUCUUGGAUCUGAAGUUAUCUGGUAUGAUGCAGUAACUUGGUCUGGUUUUCUAAAUUUUCAAAAUGAGCUGACUCAUGAAAAUUUACCGUAUAUGAAAGCUGCUGGAAGUGGUUUAUUUCUUAACUAUAACUGGGAUCCAGCUAAGUUACGACGAUCACAAGAACUUAAAGUUUUCUUUUGGGAUAUUGAUAUAAGUUUCGCUUUAGCCUGUUUAGAUGAUAUCAUGACAAUACUAUACGGCAUAAAAUCCCAUGAAAGUUCACCUUACCUGUAUACUUGUUGA
Molecule: messenger RNA, 915 nt
Organism: Heterobilharzia americana
Lineage: Eukaryota; Metazoa; Platyhelminthes; Trematoda; Strigeidida; Schistosomatidae
Source: the annotation of a GenBank genome assembly